CACUAACAUAAAUUUCAUUAUUUUUUUCUCUCCUUAUUAUCACCUAGCUCUUCUUCCUCUCAUCUUUCAUGUUCUUGAAGAAUUAGAUUAAUGGCUGUUCACUGCAAUUCAAUAGCUCAAAUCCCACUUCAGAAAUAUAAUCAUUCAUUUGUGAAAUAUUCAAACAAUUUGUUGUUGUCCAAACGAUGCUAUGGUCCACAAAAAAAGUCAUCAGUUGGUCCAAUAGUAUUGAAAAUCACAGCAUCCAUCAAGAACAAGGUUUAUGAGGAUGAAUCUCAAGGCAUGAUUUGCUACCAAGAUGAAAAUGGAGAAAUAAUUUGUGAAGGGUAUGAUGAAGGGCCUUCUUGUAGACAAAUUUCAAGACCAAUCCAACAAUCAAGGGAUGUGGAAAUUGUGAAUCUUCUAAAGAAAAGUUGGUUUCAAAUUGCAAAAGGUGAAGAAAUUGAUGAUGCAGUUGAAGGUGGUCGUUUGCAAGAGGAUUUAAUUUGAAUUUCACAAUCAAAUGGUUUUCUUAACUUGUUUUGACUAAUUAAUCUGGCUUUUGUCACACUCUUAGCUUUGAUGUUUGAAUAGUGUGAUAAUAAUAUGAGUAUGUAUUAUAAAGUGUGAAUAGUGAAUCAAAUAGCACAUGCCACAUGAUGUGUAGUAGGUUUGUUCCUGCAGCACAUUUUUUAUUUUUAUUUUACUUGCAAGCUGUACAAAUUAAUAAUAGCAAUGUUUUUCUCAGUUGCUUUUUAUCAA
Trifolium pratense (red clover) is the source of this 741-nucleotide messenger RNA. RefSeq lists its product as uncharacterized. The coding region runs from base 91 to 489 and encodes 132 amino acids. NCBI's taxonomy places the organism in Eukaryota, Viridiplantae, Streptophyta, Magnoliopsida, Fabales, Fabaceae. The transcript is spliced from 3 exons. The record is from RefSeq and is a predicted model, not a curated record.